AUGUCUCAAGGGAGCUACCAGUUCGACUCCAACGGAGUGAGGUUUUCUAAGAAACUCACCAUAGAAAUGGUUAGUCAGUUCGUAACACAGUUUUUGCACUAUAGAGAUGCACGGGAUGCGUACUUAACCCACGAGGCAGUUCUCCAGUAUCUACAGUCAGAGUCUCAGAACAAUAAUUCCGAUAGACCUAGUGACAAGGAGAAGAAGACUAAAACAGCUAUUCAAGCGAUUGGGGAGAAGAUGUCUCUUGCCGUUAAAAAUAUGCCUUCGGAGACCUCCCCCUAUGACGUUGUCUCACUCCUUUCCACUCUUUGUGGGUACUUUGAGAUCACCCCUUUUCUCAUGGAUCCGGAGUUUGAGCUGAUUGUUAACGUUUUCUCUGAGGCAUUUCAGAAAGUUUGGAAUGAUCCCACCUCUUCUGACGUCCCUCGUUAUCCUGAAAAGGUGAAGAGCACUAUUCCGUACUACUUUUCUGUCUGCUAUGCAGAAAGUGGCAUGCCUGCGGCACCGAUGGGUCACGUUUACAUACCAGAGACCAGGAUGUUUCCGGGCCUGAUACUAGGGAACGCACGGUCUCGCGACCUACUUGAUUGUGCCAGACUAGCUCCAGAUAGCCCCAUGAGCAUCGAGAAGCUGAGGUUUAUAUCAGAACUCUUCCAAUAUGCAAGCGCAGACUUCUUUAGGAGCACAGAAAUGCUCACCUUGGUUGCUUCUGUCUUGGGGUAUGCCCUGUUUACAGGGAACAUAGAUAUAUUUGUUCAGGACAAUGAGGAGUCCGACGAUGAAAACGAUGAUGAUGUUUCGUGUAGAGCCUUCUCUUUUUUGAUGGAGAAUCUCACGGAUGGCAGCAAUGCCAGCACAGAGGUUAUCCUUUCAUUUUGGGCUGGCGCCGGGGCCGCUGUUCAGCAGGCCGCUGCUAAGGAAGAGGCUAAUGGGGCCAAAAGCGGGUGCCUACCCAUCAAGCAUGAGUCUAUGAUGCAGACACUAGAGACGCUUGUGUCUUUCUUUGAGAUCUUUAGUUUAACAAACAUCAGAACCGAGGAUUUGCACAGAGAAUUGAUAGACAACAAAAAUAACUCACUGGAGCACUUCAAUGAUCUUUGCACUUCGUUCUUUAAAACACUAGCUGCUUGUUAUCAGUUUGCAGAAGAUUCUAAGCAUUCAUCUGACCUGGGAGCCUACACGUUUAACAAGGUGUCGUCCUGCUGCUUGACCUUUUGCAUCCAGCGUAUCAUGAUAUUGCUAUCUACAGCUUCAGCAAAUGACAUAGAGACUGGCAUAUCUGACGCCAUCGGGAAGACCCUCCUACUGUACAGUUUCUCGCCGGCACAGAGAGAAUUCCUAAGCAAAUUCUUGUCCGUAGAGGAUGCAGAUGAGGCACUGAUAGGGUCGAUUACAACGUCUGUGGCGCAUAGAUUUGCAUUUGUCUGCACUUCAAUGAAAAAGAGCCCCUCUUGUCUGUUCUACACUGGAAGCUCUACCGCCGUCCUUCCACUUCUUUGGAAUCUUUACCUCGCAACGGCAGAGAUUCUGGAACCUUCUGUUUUGUCUGAGACUCUUAAGACUUACCUCGUUAAUAUUAAGGCCACGGAGUCUUUCUCGAUUACAACACCUAAGAGCUUGUUCUCCUUAGCCUUGUCAGCAUUUAUAAAUGAUGUAGAAGAUUGUGAAGUAUUCAGUGACGUCUACCACAAUUUGAAGAACGGUACAGACGAGGAAAAAAAAAUAUAUCUCACCUACCUGUUGAGAAAGUUGCAGGUUUCUCGCAAUCUAUCUGCAGAAUAUACCACACGUAUCCGUGAUGAGCUCAAAGGCUUCGAGGCUGUUUCUGCACCCCAUUGUAAGCUAUCAUAUGCUCUUUUGUCAGCGUUCGGUCCUGUUGAAAUUGCUGACAAUCAGAUAGAUCUUUUGUUGCCUGAUAGGUGCAACAUAGUAGAUGCCCUGGUUUCUUUUCGCAAGAAUUAUCAUGAUUCCAAUUCCAUAUCACGCCAUCUGGAGAGGUUUUUGCAGAGUCUCGUGGAUAAAGACACAGAGGAAAUGCUCCUUCCUCUCUUUCAAAAGGAGAAUCUUGGAGAGCUGAAUAUUCCGGAGGUCAACCUAGUUGCACAGCUUGAAAAAGUGGGUGCUGUAGAUAAUCAGAAAGGUGGUGACGAGAAGCAUGCUAGUUCCGACGAUAGUAGCGAUGAGGAUAGUGACUCCAGCAGUAGCAAUAAAUCAAGCGAUAAAGGUGCCCUAAUGGAGCGAUUCAAAAACCUCUCGUUGCAGGAGAUUAAUUACUAUUUCCGCCGAACCGAUAUUACCCACUUGUCCGCCCUUUUAGAAAUACUCUAUGUUUCAAUUCACCACACUGAUGGAGUCAGCGAUUACCUUGUGAUGAAUGUCCUCGUGCCCUUACUUCUUCGUCUUGUGCAAAUGAUGUUCGCUCGAUACUCUUCUUUACUGGAAGCUUUAGGUGUGUCUCAUGAGUGGGACAUGGCCUCAGCGCUUUCCAAGAGUCUCGAGAGAGGCUAUACCAGUGGGGAGCGCCGCCUUGCUGUAAUCGUUGGGUGGAUGGUUUGCAUCGUCGACAAACUAGGAGAGAUUUACGAUUAUUCGACUAUUCUUUGGAGUAUACUAAAACUGAAUGCAGAUCAGCUCAAGACUACAACCUAUGACCUCUACAUCCAUAGUCCAAAGGAGACCUUUGUCUCGCUUCCUUUGGCGGUCGUGGUCGCGUACUUGCUAACAAUCAUUGCAUCCGUUAAUAUUGAACAAGCGACAGAUGAUUUGCUUUACCUUGCUGCCGUCAAUCUACGCCUGUCGGGUAACCAUGACUUGGAUAGAUAUCCUGAGCGGAAGGAUGUACUUGAUCUGUCGCAGGCAAGCAUCAUUUGUAAGAAAAUAGCGCCCUUCUUUGCCGCACAACUGGCUCCUCUGAAGGAGAAAGCACAGGAGUGCGUCAUAACGAGCUACGCUGUCAUCGCCAUGGAGAUCACCUCAGAUGUUACUGAUUCAAAGAAGAAGAAGUCACAAGCCAUCAUGAAAAAGGCACAGAAUAUAUUUAGAAUUAUUUCGGCUCUCGCUUCCAUAGAGAACCUUCCGCCAGAAGAGUCCUCUGGACCAACAGCUGACACGUCUUUGGCAAUAUCAAGGCCCGCCGACCCUCUCGAACGUAAUUAUGCACCAGUAGGGGUUGUGUCUGAUCGCUUCUACAUCGCCCUUCUUGAGCUCGUCACUGACGCAUACCGUGAUGGUUGUGAAGUUAUGGACGCCAUUUAUAGCACGACCAUAAGUUCAGUAGAGUAUACAGCCAAUGACCUUAAGGCUACGUCUGGAUAUAGGAUUGCAUAUCUAAUGGGUGUGAUCGCAAUUAUAGUCCACGAUACUGGAGCAUUUCCAAAAAGCCCAUACUAUAGCGAGAAGCAAAUCGGAAACCUUCUUCAUUAUGCGCUGACGCUUAAGAACUAUUUUACCAAUCCAGAAGAAUCUCACAUCCUCGCCAAUGCUGUUCAAAUAAUCUGCAACUAUCUAGUGCGGUUUGAGACGUAUGAGCACGGCGAAUUGAAGCACUUUGUUGAGCGUAUGAAGGACAUUAGGGACUAUGUUAUUCCAAAAGACGCGUCCCUGGAGAUGCUGCGUCUGUGCUAUAAUCUGAAAGAAGUAUCGUGCGCAUCUCUCGUAGCAUUAGCAGAUAACAAGGCGUUUUCUGGCAAGCAUGGAAUGAAGCCUCUUGAUGAUGGCAUGAAGAAAACCCUAGAUGCAAUGAUGUCGCUUCCGUGGGAGAAUAGAACAGCAGCGGAAAUUGCAAGCCAUUUACUAGGGAGCAUGAUCGAGCAUAAUGUCUUUUCCACUCGCAAGAAUCGCGCUAUGUUUGACUUAGUGACCUCGGUAGUCGAGUACCUAGGCGAGGUGUUAGAGGAGUCGGACAUGGAUUUCCAAGACGAUGACUACUGA
Giardia duodenalis is the source of this 3933-nucleotide messenger RNA. RefSeq lists its product as uncharacterized. NCBI's taxonomy places the organism in Eukaryota, Fornicata, Diplomonadida, Hexamitidae. The record is from RefSeq and is a predicted model, not a curated record. The coding region runs from base 1 to 3933 and encodes 1310 amino acids. The transcript has a single exon.